Molecule: messenger RNA, 761 nt
Organism: Polychytrium aggregatum
Lineage: Eukaryota; Fungi; Chytridiomycota; Chytridiomycetes; Polychytriales
Exons: 3
Coding region: 1-549 (182 amino acids)
Source: RefSeq, a predicted model, not a curated record
AUGUCGCAUUACUACCACGACUCCGGCCAGCACGCCGAGGCCUCCGACACCGACGGCGCAGACGACAUCUGGGGCGACGACAGCCAAGACGAGGUUGCAUAUGACCGACGAAUCGCAGAUCAAAACUGGACGAGGCUGCAGGACACACACGGCGUGGAAGGCUACAAAGAAGGCAUCGAUGAGUCCAAGGAGCAGUAUCUCCAGGAGGGAUUCGACGCCGGCUAUCGCGAAGGAUUCCGGACCGGAUUCGAGGUUGGACGCAUGACCGGAACAAUGAGCGCUCUCCAAGGCAUGAUUGGCGGUGGAUUCGACCUCGUGAAGUCGCUGGACGAGCAAACCCGAGCCGAGUGCGCUGCACUGCUGGAGACGCUCAAGGGUUGCCAUUUCGAACAGCUCGUUCGCUCGACCGCAGCUGAAGAGACAUGCAGCAAGGGCGAGCAGUGUUGCAAGCAGGCCGGCCGAUGCAACGACUCUCUUGACGGGGAUGUGAUUGCUCGCUGGGAUGCGUCGGUCAGGCGCAUCUGCGGGGAGAUCGAUGUCGAGCUCUGAGUAAUGACUGAGGGGGCUGCGACGGUCAGAUGAAUGAACGAACCGAUUCGGCAAAGUAUUGGCUGCGUUGAUUGUGUGGCUGUAGUGGUUGUGUUGUAGUGGUUGGACUGCCGCCCGGUGCUUCAUCACCCAUCGCUCUAUCGCUCCGGCAAUGUGACUGCAUCUGAGGCCGGGCUUGAUCUGGGCUUGAUCUGGGCUUGAUCUGGGCUUGA